UGAUUUAUCAACGGUCGCAAUCUUUCCAAACUACCAUUAGUUUUCAUCAAAAGAACCGCAAGUUGCACAAAAUUUCCCCUUCUGCGACGGUCGCGACGCCGGAAUCUGCGACCGCCGCAACUACUCUCGCCAACAACUGGUAUCUCAUCUUCCUUUUUCUCUGUUCACAAUUGGUGUCUGUCUUUCUUUACAAACUUUAUACCUGAAGUUCCAUUGUUGGAUCUUUGUGAAAAAGUAAAAACAUAACUCAUAAAGUCUAAAUCUUUAUGUUAAUUGCUGUAUAAUUUGUGCUAUUAGUGUGUAUAUGAGAAGUUUUUGAGCAUUUGAUUGAGAUAUUAUAUGUUAUUUCAUGGUUGGUUUAUGAGAUUAGGGUUGUCAUGGUAAGAGAUAGUAGGUAAUUGGUUGUUUAUUUAUGAGAUUGGGUGUUAAGCUAUACAUGCGUGGAUUUCAACAGUAAUUUGCUAGAGUUUUUAAGACCAAAAAAAACUUAAAUGGACAUGUUAGUGUGGGCCUGAUGCUAGCAUGUGUAGUUUUAGGUGGGAAAUGGUAAGUAUAUGAAAAAAAAAAAAAGAGGUCACUUUGUUGGUAAAACAGUAGAUAUGAAAGAAGAUUAACUAGGUAAAUAAAUGUGACUAUAUGAAAACAAAGGGUCAAUAAGUUAGAAUAUGAUAGAUUUAAAGAGCAGUAAUUAUAGGUUGUUUAGAGUGAUUAUAUGAGAAAAUAUGUUACUAUGUUCUAAAGGAAACAUAUUACAUGGUAAAUUAGUGUAAGAAAGGGUGAGUAUAUUUUCUUUUAAAAAUGAAUCAUUAUGUUAGAAAAUAGCAUGUAUAAAGAUGAAUAACUAUAAGUUGAAAAUGGUCAAUGUAUGAACAAACAAGGGUCACUAUAUUUGGAGAGUUGGACAAGGCUUUUGAACCACAUUAAUAUUAGUGUGGACCAUGUUCACACAAGUUCUUUUGUAUUUAAGAUAUGUGGUAUUGUGAAUUGUUCUCAAUCUUCCCGUUUGAAUAGUUUUUGAUUGCUUGGCGUGUUUCUUAUAGUUGUGUCAUGUGUGUAGUUGAGUACUACUUCUUGCUUAGCUUCUAUGGGAUAUUAGCUUUUUUUUUAAUGUAAGUCGAAUGUUAUAUUCUUGCAUUCAUGUUUCGUUAUGAAAUAACCAAGUAGCAAAAAAACUUGCCUAACCCCUUUCGAAUUCUUAAUUUCAAAUUCUCGAUUUUGGCAAACCUUUGUUGCAAGUGUAGUGUUCAAAUGAGCUUGAGCGAGCAAUAACUCACUUUGAUUUCCUUAGCUUAUACGCUAGUAUAUCAUACUUUCUCCUCUAAGUGCAACAUGAGGGGAGGUACACGAACCAAGAAGUUGAGAGACAUAGAGAUAAUUAAUAAGAGGGACCAUGUGGUGAAGAGAGAGAUAUAGUUAUGCCAAAAUGAAGUAAUGUUGCCUUCAUUUUGAAACUUCCAGAAAUGGUAAGUGCUGCUCUUGUUUUAGAACGGUGGAAUUAUUAUCUUUUGUUUGUGUGCCUUUUUAUGAGUGAGGAAUAAUCUGUAUUUUUCUUCUGGCGUGCAUCUUCUUCUGAGUUAUUAGAAAGUAUUCAGUCGACUAACAUAGAACUUAAAGAGAGUAUGUAUACUCGUUGUGUCCUUAAUGUGGAACCAAAGGCCAGAGAGCCAUUCAGUUGAUUUGUACUAAUGAGAAUUUGACUUCACGAGAAAUCGAACAAUAAGUUGCUGAAUUGACUAUUUCCAGCGUGUACCUAUGUAAGUAUUUGAAUAGUGAACUGAGAUGAUGAAUGCUUUUUUAAACUUGGAGUAAAUGAAAAUCUUGAAUGCUUUUUACUCUACGACAUACCUCAAGGUAAAUUUCAUGAGAACACCACUCAGGUGAAAGCAAAUGUGUAUCUCACUAGUCAAAAGGGGGGGGGGGGUGCUGUUUUUAUUUGGAAUUGAUAUAUCGGAAAAGUAAUACAAUACGGAGCAAAUCCAUUACAAUUUCUGCCACCUAUAGCUCAUAUUCUCUUGACAUAUGCAAGACAUUGAUUCUGCUAGGAGAAUGAUGAGGUUGUAAAUUUUUAAUGGCCAUCGGAAGAUGAACCCCCCUAUAAUUGGUCUUGGAUAUGGCCAGAAGGAAAAUGAAUGCUUUUAAUAUUCAUAACUAUAUUGGGAAGAAGAAUUCAGAAAAUUAUUGUCCCAUUGUUUAUCACUAGAAACAUGAUCUUUAGCUUUAUGUGGUCGGGCGAAUUACACAAUGAGAGCUCAGUAAAUUCAAAUAUCAUGCUAAAAAGAGGAUGAUCGACUGAACCAACUGGCCAGUAAAUUCCUUUUGCUGGUUACCCAUAUGAUUAUUUUAGCAACCUUUUUUUUAUUAACUUUAUUUCUUCUUUUGCUCACAUUAUGAGUUAUGUUUUUUGUUAUAUGCGAUAAAUAUGUUUUCCUUUGCCAUCGAUUCUCAAUCAUCAAUUCAUCACUUCCAGAUUUUAGACCCUACAAGGUUUGUCUUUGUGCUAUGGUUAACUUGUGGGACUUUCCAAAACAUUGAUAUUUUGCAAAAAAGUGAGUUCUUUCAUCUUGAAAUUCAGAGAAUAUUUAUCGAGUAAACAAGAAAUGGCCAGUGCCGUGUAUUCAUCAAAAAGAAGAAUUUGCUUUGCGUUAGCGUUGAUUAGUUGCAAUAUCCUGAAACUCUCUUUCUCUCUAUUUGGUUUUUGAAGGUCCAUCUGGCACUAAUAAGGUAAAGGGUACAACUUCAUUAUUUAUAUGUAUACUUUUGUAUAUUACUAUAUUAAGAUUUAAGACAUGAGAGUACCUGAAUUAUAUUUGAAUCUACGUACUUUUGUAUGUAUAACCUGACAUUUGUGUGUGUCACGGAAUUCAAAUAACUAUAUUAAUAUAUCUAUGCAUUUCGCUUACAUGGCUUCUAUGUGUAUGCGUUUGGCUGGUGUAGUUUUUAUGUAUGUGCUGUUUUUUUCUUUUCCUUUUCUUUUUUUUAGCUGGCACUUAAUAAUAUUUUGAGGCUCUUACGUGCAAUUGGGGGAACUUAUGAAGUUGUUAUUUCGACCAUCUUUGCCCAUGACAUCAGGCUUUAAUUGAAUGUUUUAUGAGAUGAUUGCUGAUGUUCAUCUGGUAUUAGAUAGAUAUGGCUUCUAUUCGCGGUCGAGGUGGAAGGAGGGGUAGGGGUAAGGGCAGGGGUUUUGGUUGCAGACGAGGUGGUGGACACUACCCACCUUCUCCGCCGCAUUACUCUGCUCCACCAUUAGUUGACAAUGACGAUGUGACUGAUACCCAAUCGCCGGAAGCGAGUGCUGAUGAUAUGAUGAUAGAUGACGUUGGUUCAAGCUCCAGAAAGAAAGAGCUUAUUCCUGGAGAGUUAUGGUUCACCAAGCCUGAUGUUGUCCGAGGUGUGACAAACUCCAUAAAGAACAACUACAACCAUCCAUGGAGGAAUUGGACAGAGACUCCAAAGGAAACCAAGGAUCUCUGGUUCAGAGAAUUCAAGCAUUUCUUUACUUGGAGGCCAGAGUUGGAGUGGGAAGUUAGAUCGAGCUAUGAUGAGAGGGCUAGGAAACGAUUGAAAGAUAUGGCUCACAAAGCUACUCAGAAGAAGCCUAGUUGGAUGUCUACAGGGGUUCAUAUUGAGCUUUUGAAAAGGAAAGAAGAAGAAGAUUUUAAGAAGAGAUCCGAGCAAGCAAAAAGAAACAAAAGGGGUGGAUUAGAUGGGAAUGUACACCCAGGACACUGUCAAGGGUCAAUAUCUACUGUCGAGGUGGCUGACCGUUUGGCAAAAGCGAAAGGUGUCUUCCCAACAGCUGCAGAUGUGUACAUUAAGACACAUUCUAGGGAGGAAGAAGGCCGAGGAAAUGUGCUAGUCGGUGAAAAGCCAAAGAAAAUCAUGGAGGACUAUAAUCGGAAGAUUGCGGAGUACAAGGCAAAAGGCAUCAACAAAGAUCCCAAUGAGGUAUACUGGGAGGUUGUUGGUGGGAGGAAGAAGGGACAUGUUAGAGGGUUGGGUAUGAGUGACACUAUGUUCUAUGAGAGGUCAACUGGUCGUGCUUGCAACUCCUCUUAUUCACACAUGCCUUCCUUGCGUUCUUCUGAAGUUGAAGAUAAAAGAAGUGCGGAAGAAAACUGCCGAGCAUCUCAACAACAAAGGGAGUUGCAUGACAAGCAAAUAGCUGAACUUGAGAGGCAAAGGGUUGAACUUGAGAGACAGAGGGCUGAGUUGGAGAGAGAGCGUCUUCAGUUGGAGAGAGAACGUGUUCAGGCAGAGAGGGAGAAACUGAAUGAGAAAAAACAGUUUAAUGAGUAUAUGUGGGAGAUGCAGAAGACGCAGAAGCAGAUGAACGAGUUUUUUCUCCUUUUUGCCUCUAAAACCCUACAAUGUGAACCCCAACCCCAACCAUUAACCUUGCACCAACCGUCAAAAUCAUCCGAAGCUAGAGAGAGGGAAAAGUCAAGCCGGCUCACCUCGAUACCUGGGCCAAGUCAGACCUGGAAGAAUAAGAAAAGACGGAGGGAGUAGUAUGGUUGGUCAAAUAAUUUACAUUUAAGAUUGUAUUGUAUGUUAUGUUUGUUUGUAGGUAUGCUAUUUGUAAAACAAUUUUUUAGUCGUACUUUUUUUCCCCCCAAUAGGGGAGCUACUUAAAAAGGGGUGAAUGUAAAUGACAAGUAGAUGAAAAUUAAGCUUUCAAUGGAAAUUUUAGAUACUUCAUUCUA
Beta vulgaris subsp. vulgaris (sugar beet) is the source of this 4703-nucleotide messenger RNA. RefSeq lists its product as uncharacterized. NCBI's taxonomy places the organism in Eukaryota, Viridiplantae, Streptophyta, Magnoliopsida, Caryophyllales, Amaranthaceae. The transcript has 5 exons. The coding region runs from base 3127 to 4509 and encodes 460 amino acids. The record is from RefSeq and is a predicted model, not a curated record.